Athalia rosae (coleseed sawfly) is the source of this 4008-nucleotide messenger RNA. RefSeq lists its product as uncharacterized. Lineage: Eukaryota; Metazoa; Arthropoda; Insecta; Hymenoptera; Athaliidae. The coding region runs from base 903 to 2645 and encodes 580 amino acids. The transcript has a single exon. The record is from RefSeq and is a predicted model, not a curated record.
UUACGAUAUGUUUACAAUUUUUGGGGUUUAGCGUAAGGCGUACCCCGUAUCUCCUAGUCCGAAUGUAUACCGUAUAUAUACUAUACGGUCGAGAAAGAAUUGAAUGUUAAACUGUAUCGACUGACGACGUACGGUCGUGUGGUCAGCCGUACAUCGUUCUUUAUGCGACCGUGGUGUCUGCGAGAAACGAUUAGAUAAGGUUCUUACGGUUCAUAGUGCGGCGAAGAUGCAGAGCUCAUAAGAGCGGAGAAUCGACGGCUUCGUCCUCAGUUCACCCGGUGUGUGCAUUACAGAGGAGGCAAUCAUCGCUUAUUUGUUACAUGUAUAUACCAUAUUAUUCUCGGUCGAUUUUAUCGCUCCAUAAUUCGCGCCGCAUAUAAUUGAUAUAUAUAUAUACGUAUAUAUAAAUAUAUAUGUGGGUCCGCGAGUGUUGCAGUGGUGGUUACAAUCGGUAAAUCUCGAAGUAUCGUUCGCCGAGUUGCUCGGAAAAAUUCCAAUUCUCACUUCCUGUUUCCUCCUGUACUUAUUUAUUUAUCGUUAUUAUUAUUCGUCAAUUUUAUUUUCGUUCGACGAGAAACGAAAGGGGGAGAUCUCUGAGACGGUAUCCCUCUUUAUUUACCCGCAUGGACGAAGCGCGGGGCGGCCGAUUAUUCCCCUUGAACAAUAACAUUUGUAUACGAUUAUCUGAAAAGUGCGACCUCUGAUAUUGCUUAAAAAUAGACUGUUUGCCGUCUCCGUUACGAGAUAAAACGAAUAAACAAAAUACAAGUAAAAUUCAGGUAUGACGGGUGAACUUCGUUCGAACUAUUCGACGACACCUUGAAACUAACCACCCUGCGAAUUAAUACUCGGGACGGGAAAUUCAAAUCGCUAAAAUUAUCCAACCGAAAUCCACGAACAAAAUGCCUUCCUGCGGCAGCGACAAUGUCUCAAGAUUUUGGGCUUCGAGUCCGCCGAUUUCUCGACGAAACAGCACCGCGUCUCCACCGUCGCCAGGAUCACCGUUGUCUACCUCGCCCCCGGACACAUCCUCUAUGCUGGGUCUGAAACGUUCGACCUCCUCGGUUUCCAACGUAUCGAGCGUGUCGGCGUCAUCCGGUCUCUCGGGCAUCUCCAAUACUCAAACAACGAUAUUUACCGCGAAACGUCCUUCCCAUGGAAACGAGGCGAAACCGGACAACGACGAGCGGAGAUCAUCCGCCCAAGAGACGAGUCGCCCCCAAAAUCGUCCUCCCCUUCCGAUCAGGAUCGUCGGCUGGUACUUCGGAUUGUUAACCGGAGGAAUCUACGCCGUAUGCAACCUGAUCGGUUACAUAAUCUGGGCUCCGGCGCUGUGGGCAUCGACGUCGCUCUGCUUGUUAUGGGUGAUCCUCCAGCUGCCCUUGAUAACGAUCAAGUGGUUCAUAACCGUGCUGCACACACCGGUCUCCGAACGUGUCCGACAAAAACGUUGCGUACUGAUCAGCGGCGGUAGUACCGUUCAGGCGGUUCAUCUGGCCAGGAACUUCUACAAGGCCGGUGCUCGCGUGGUGGUCUGUGAAAUCGACGGCCUCUUCGGAUUGGCGAGAUUUUCGACGGCCUGUUCGCGUUUCUACACCCUGCCGAGACCCGGUCCGGACAGCGCCGUCCAAUACGUAAAAGCCCUGCGAGAUAUCGUGCAAAAGGAGAAACCCUCCUACUACAUACCGGUGAGUGCGUCGACCACCGCCUACUACGACACCUUGGCGAAACCGCAUCUCGAAGCGAUGGGGUGCGAGUGUUUCGUACCGGGUGCUGCCGAGGUCACGACCUUGGACGACCCCUUGGAAUUAUUGAGGAGAUGCCGAGCCGUAGGUCUACCGACGCCGUCUCACGUCGUCCUCAGAUCGGUAUCGGACGUUUCGAAUCUCUACGAGAGAGGAACUCUGAGAAACGGAAGGAACGUCAUGCUGGCCGCCGGUCCGGCCGGAAUGAGGGACAGAGCCAAGGUCGUACUGCCGCCAACGGUAAGGGACUUUAUCAGCGAAAACGCGAAGCACGAGAUCAGCGACAAACGUCCCUGGGUGGUGAUACGCGAGUCCGGCGGCACGCACUAUCUGACUUGCACGACCGUCAAGGACUCGAAGGUGGUGGCCAACGUCACCUGCCGCGUCGACGAACACCGCGGAUUGAUACCCGAGGACAACGCGGAGGUAUCGCGGUGGCUCGAUCGUUUCUUCACCAGGUCGCCAGGCGGCCACAAGAUAUCCGGUCAUCUCAGCUUCCGGCUCAACAAGUCCGAAUCCGAUAACGAUCUGGUAGCGAUCGGAUGUCGCGUCGGUGUUUCCCUGCCCUACAUUUGUCACAAUGGCGUCCACGCCAGACUGGUUUGGCGACCGUGCAGACAUUUCUCGAGGCAAAAUUCCGAACAAUUCGUGAACGGUGGGGACAGACAGAAUAUUCACCUGCAGAAGACCGUCGCGAACGCCCUGAAAAGGCCGUCCCCCGAUAUUUCCGCCCAUUUACUGGGAACGGUACUCGACAAAAGGGAAGCCCUUUUCGUUUACUGGGACCCUCUGCCUUACUGCGCCUAUUAUCAUUUCCAACUACCCUUCAGGCGCAUCGCUGGUAUUAUAAGGGCGCAACCCACGGGGCAACACGCGCAACCUUUGGCAUUGGUGCAUUGAGGAGAGGGAGAGAGAAUUGAGAAAGACUCGCUAUAUCGAGACGCGUUCAGAGCGGAUCGAUGUGAGUUGAAAAACUUUUAUUAGUAAAAAUUGUUGAAUUCGGAGUACCGUUGCAAUUUUUUCCCGUAUAAAAAAAAAAAAAAAACCUGAGGCUGUACAGGUGUCGUUUCUUUGUAUUAAUUGAUUUUAUCAUUUGUAAAUAUUAAUUUACGCAUACAUACCUAUAAUAUAUAUAUACAUACAUAAUACAUAUAGACGUUAAUCAGUAUAUAUAUUGUAAGAAAAUAUACGAUACGGAUUAUAGAGAUGAUACUGAGGUAAUUAUUGUAUCAAUUUCGCAAAAGGUUGUACAAAAGGUUGUAUGCCAGUGAUCUGUGUGUUUGUGUGUAAAUCGUAAUAUGAGAUAACAUGUAAUCGAUUUUUAUUAAUUUUUUGUUUUGUUUUUUUUUUUUUUUCUUUUUGUUUUUUUGUUUUUUUUCAUCGGCGUAUAAUAUUAAUAAUGUAUUUGAAAAAAAAAAAUACGUGCAUGUACAUACACACGAUCUCGGUAUAUUGGAGAAAUAACAAACAACGAAAAGAAACAAGCAAAAGAGAAAAAAUAUCUCCCUCAAGUUUGGACUUUCGAUUACAUUAUCGGAGUAUAUAUAUAUACUGGAAAUUAUUGCAGGGUGUUAUGCAACGUUUCGAAGAUAAUCUUUGGAAAAAAAGGAAAGUAUUCUGCAAUAUACAUGGAUCUGUAUAUGGAAAUGAUGUGUACGUGCAUACCUAUAUAUUUUUUCUCUUUAUUACGAGAAAAAAUAUAUACAUAUCACGCGAAAAUUUCUAUAUAAUCAAUCUAAAUGCAAAGUUCCCCGAUUGUAUGAAUGGCAUAACGCAAAUAAUAAUCUUAUAUUGCGACUAAAAUAACUUUUAUAAAUUUUAUAAACACGUACACAUAUAUAUAUAUAUAUAUAUAUACGUUUAUAUAUUACUAUAUUUUAAAAUUAAAACAGCGACCGAUGCAUGCACAAAUAAUUGUAAGAAUAAUCCCCCCCCCUCCCCCCCCCCUCCAACCAAUGCGCGUCGCAAACUAUAUACAAGACAUAAUAAUUUUAUAGUUUACAACAAUCAUCUUCGCUCAGCAAAUGAAUAAUUCUUUAUGUGUAAUAAAUAUUCUAUCAUAGUUGAGAUAAAUAACCAUUUCUUUAUUUAUAAUAGACUUACACUUUUUAUAAUGUAUUUAUACAAUGUCGUGUGCUCGUGUGUGUGUGUGUGUGUGUGUGUGUGUGUAAAAUUAUAAGUUGAGAUUGAGAUUGUUUUAAAAUUAGCGUGUUUGACCAAAGGCAACUAGAUGUUUUCAUAAUAAACGAAGAAAUUCUAAUAA